UAAUUUUACAUUAACAGGGGUAAAAUCCAGCGGCUUUAUUGCAGUAGUUUGCAUUUUCGCAAUUGUUUUGUCUAAAAACCUCAUUAAAAUUUGUGCACAAUAAAUGCACUGUUGUGUUGAUUUAAUGACUUUUAUUAAAUUCGAAAUAUUCUACAUGCGUUAGAACUUUGUGAAAACGAAUUUGAUAAAAAUACGUGGGUCAAGUUUUUCAUAAAAGCAAGUAACCAUAUCCAAACAAUACGCAAAGAUUUUACUAAUCUUCAUCGUUGAACUUGUUUGGUUGUAAUUGUAAACCUCUUAUAAUGGAGGAGUCGCUUAAUGUAGAAGUUGAGGAAGCAAUGCCAGAGGAAAGGCAGACGGAUGAAAGCAGUCCUGCGAACCUUACCAAAGAGAAGCGGGAUCGCAAGGAAAAACGAAAUUUUAUAUGCGGUGUAAUCGAAGGUUUCUAUGGCAGGCCAUGGACAACGGAGCAACGUAAGGACCUUUUUAGAAAGUUAAAAAAAUGGGGUAUGGAUUCAUACGUCUACGCACCUAAGGACGAUUAUAAGCAUCGAGCUUACUGGCGUGAAUUAUAUACAGUGGAAGAAGCUGACCAUCUAACAAGCUUAAUAACUGCAGCUAGAGAGCACGAUGUAAUAUUUUACUAUGCUCUUUCACCUGGCUUGGAUAUGUCUUACAGUAGUCAAAAAGAAAUCCAAACUCUCAAGCGAAAACUUGAUCAGGUUUCACAAUUCGGAUGUGAAGCAUUUGCUUUGCUCUUUGACGAUAUCGACUCGGAAUUGUCUAAAGUAGAUAAAGAAGCUUUCCAGACAUUUGCCAAUGCGCAGGUGUCUGUAACUAACGAAAUAUUUUCACAUCUGGGCAACCCGAAAUUUCUGUUUUGCCCCACGCAGUAUUGUAGUUCUCGUGCGAUACCAACAGUACACGAUUCUGAGUAUUUAAACACAUUAGGCUCUAAACUUAAUCACGAUAUAGACAUAAUGUGGACCGGAAAUAAAGUAAUCUCUAAAAUUAUUAGUCUGGAAUCCAUUCAAGAAAUAACGGAAGUACUACGUCGACCGCCUGUUAUUUGGGAUAAUUUACAUGCUAACGAUUACGACCAGAAACGGGUUUUUCUUGGGCCCUAUUCAGGUCGUUCGCCAGAAUUAAUUCCACAUUUACGAGGAGUUAUGACAAAUCCAAACUGUGAGUUUCACGCUAACACCAUUGCCAUUCACUCUUUGGCCAGUUGGUCGAAAUGCAGCCUUGAUUCCAAAGUUAAUAGUUCACUUUCGGCCGACAUUAAAUUGGAAACUGAAAACGAAGAUGGAACGAAUGAGGAAGAGCUGCCAUUGGAUUGUUUAUCAAAAAAUAUGUAUCAUCCACGUAUCGCGUUAAAAAAUGCUAUAGAUGAAUGGCUGCCCGAGUUCUUUUUAACAAAAGAAGCUUGGGGUCCUAUUACGAAGCCGCAGCCACAAGUGACAAUGGUUAUGCCUAUUAUACCAAUUAUACCGUCUAUCAACACCUGCAUGAGUUUGACGACAACAACCACAACAUCUACUAAUACGAAAACUAUCACUGUGCCGGAAGUGAACACUACACAGCUUCAAGCUUUGGCAGACGUUUGCAGCACAGUUAACUCAUCCGUUAUUAACCCGAUUGGAAAUCCAGUAAUGAAUUCCUUGGUUUCUCCGACAAAAGUUGUAACAAAUGACGACAUUGUAAAUCCAAUUUCUACUUCUGUGGCUUCAAAUAUUGAGUUGCCUAAAAAGAUCCCAAUAUCGAUUGUGGCAGUGCCAAUAAUGCACACCAAGGCAGUGGAGGAUAUAUUGCCUAGAAAUGUGGAUACGGAAGACGAUGGUAAAACGGCGUGUUCUGAACUUGGGCUACCGACAGCGAUCACUUCAGUACCGAUAACGAACGAAAAUAAUGUAGAAGCUUCGCAGGCGGCUAUAGUUGAAGUAAAUAUUAAGGAUUGUCCUGAGAGUGCGAACGAAGUCAAUAAGAUGGACAAAUUGAUUACCGAGAAAGCUGAAGUGCUAACAACCGAAUUAGAAGAUUUGAACACGAUUAAUGAAAACAAGACAUUAGCUGUUGCGCUGAAUGAAAGUGAUGGAGCAGUCGUUGACAGGGACACAGUUUUAUCGAUAGAUACCAGCGCUACACCAGGGGAAAUUAUAAAUACCACAGAGACGCUACCUAUGAUAGAUGAGCACACUUUAAGCCCGCUCAGUGCAACUAGCGCAGGGGGCAAUGAGCCGAUGGAGUGCAGUAGCAGUCUAGCUUCGCAAGCUUCCGGAAAAGAAGAUCGCAAAAUUAUCUCUGAGGAUGUGGUAAUGGCUGAAGGCGUGGAAGAUGACGACGUUUGCAAUGGCUCCAUGAACGACUUGAAUAACAGCAUGCAGGUUGAAAGCUCUGGGGGCUCGCCACUCUCCAAUGCCGACAUGAAAGAUUAUGAAGACAAAACCAUUCCUGAAGCCGGUAGUAGCAGCCGUAUUACAGUGGAGGAUCUUUACUUACUAUGUGAUCUCUUUUAUCUUCCGUUCGAGCAUGGAAGUCGUGGUGCUAAGCUAUUAAACGAGUUUAACUGGUUGAAAGCAAAUGCUGGCGUUUUAUUGGGGAUCGACAAAGCUGUUAGAAAAUGUUCCAAUGCGGAUGGUGCAGUAUCACCGAAACCAGAGGUAGCCGAGUGGAUGCAACGUGCCGAAUCUUUCUCUAAACACUGCAAUGCUGUACACGAACUACUACGCAAAAUUGCCAAUUGCGCUAACAAGGAGAUAUGUCACGAUCUAUUUUCUUACGUGUGGGAUAUUGCAGGGACUUUAACUCUUUUAAACGCUUUUGUAAAGUGGUUAAGUCUUGGCCAUUUUCCGGCUAAUGUGCAAACAUAUACCCAGGGUACAUACACAUGGUUUAGUAAGGGCUGGAAGGAGGCCUUCAUGUCCGGCGAUCAAGAACCUUGGGUAUUUCGAGGUGGACUUAUUGCCGAUUUACAGCGUCUAAUGCCUGUGGAUUCCGGUAAUGACUUGUUUAUGUAUAAACUGCCUGAACUGCCAACAAGUGACUAUCAUUUGUUACGUCCAUAUACACCAAUUGACGAAGUUGAGUUGGGACAGAUUUGUACCCGAACUUUUCUACAACUCAGCACACUAUACUCUGAGGAAAAGUCGGUUGAAUGCGAGAAUUUGGUGGAAACAUUGUUACCCAGUCAUUUGCGUGAACUCAUUGCAGACAACAUUAUUGGCCAUUUUGUGACUAUGUAUCCUCAAUUAUGUAUUGUAGCUCAUGACGCUUCCAAUGCCAUUGUUGGUUAUGCUGCAGCUGCCUCAAAUGUACACAGUUUCAUGCAGAAUAUGGAAGUCUGCUGGAUACCUUCGAUGAGGGAAAAAUACGCGCUGUCUUUACUGGAGAAAGACGUUAUAAACGGUACUGCCAACGAGAAAUGGCAGCAGUUAGGAAUGCCUUCUGGACUUAACGCCUUACUGAUUGAGAUGAUACGUGAAUUUCACAAUUAUGAAUAUCAAUGUCCGGCAGAAGUAAGCAAUGCAUAUCCCUCUGUGAUGACAGCCGCUGCCUUAAAAGAUGCUCUGUUGCGUGAUCAGGGUAUUUUGAAGCGUCUGAUAACAGUGGCAUUAGCAACAUUGCGUUCCAAUGGUUGCUUUGGUGUGCAUGUUCGCCUGUCCGUUAAGGAUUCCGAAAAUUUACGACAGCAUUAUGCAAAAAUCGGUUUUACUGAAGUGUAUCGUGACCAUGAGCACAAAUAUAUUUAUGUUGGACGACGUUUUUAG
Anastrepha ludens (Mexican fruit fly) is the source of this 3767-nucleotide messenger RNA. It is a transcript of the gene Oga, whose product is annotated as protein O-GlcNAcase. The record is from RefSeq and is a predicted model, not a curated record. Gene Ontology annotation, biological process: glycoprotein metabolic process. NCBI's taxonomy places the organism in Eukaryota, Metazoa, Arthropoda, Insecta, Diptera, Tephritidae. Gene Ontology annotation, molecular function: beta-N-acetylglucosaminidase activity. The transcript is spliced from 12 exons. Bases 303 to 3767 code for a protein of 1154 amino acids.